Messenger RNA from Protopolystoma xenopodis, 804 nucleotides. Lineage: Eukaryota; Metazoa; Platyhelminthes; Monogenea; Polystomatidea; Polystomatidae. The record is from the annotation of a GenBank genome assembly.
AUGCGUCAGCGUACAGAUGCGCUCAAAGUGCGUUUCUCUCCUCAAAACGAAGCGACGGAGGCGGCACUUCUCGGCCGCCUUCAACAAAUUUCACAGACGGUUAAUGGCGCUGUCAGUCAAGAUCUAUCCCAAAUACGCCAUAACAGAAGCCGACUUGACGCACUCGCCUGCGCCAACAGCGAGGCCGUCGGUGAGUUGACCAAUUCUACCAGAAGUUUGAAAGAGGUACAGCUCGCUUGGCUGCAUCGGCUGCGCGGUCUGACCGCCUCUCAGCGGCCUGGCGACUUGGCCAACUGGCUGGAGCAAGCCUGGAUGGCGAGAAACAGCAUCGAGGCCGUCGUCUUGAACUCCACCGAGUUGUGGACACGCCAGUUGGCAAAGGACAGUCAGACCCUCGAGAGUCAGGCAGAAGAGUUGAAUCGGGCCCUUCGGACGCCGAUUGAAGGGCCUCUCGAUCCUGCUGGGACUGGUCUCACGUCUGGCCUGGACUCGGAACGGUUGGCCUUCUACGCAAGAGAACAGGAUCUUCAUCUCACCUAUCAAGAGGACAAGCUACGCAGGAUCCUCAAGCGCCAGAAGGAAACGGUGCAAGAUGUCAAAAAUGCCCAGCCUUCAACGAUUCUCGGAUUAGCGAAUAUGUGCAAGCAUUUUCGAUUUGUUGAGUCGAUGUCUUCAAUGAGGUUGUUUUUCGACAUAACGGCCCACUUUAUGGCCUUGCUCUACUUUGACUCUAUUCUUUCGGCGGACGAUACGCUUCGUCUGUCCCCUUCUUCACUGGCUAGUGUUGUCGACAAGGAGGGAUAG